Trichomycterus rosablanca is the source of this 3764-nucleotide messenger RNA. Its product is annotated as filamin-A-interacting protein 1. NCBI's taxonomy places the organism in Eukaryota, Metazoa, Chordata, Actinopteri, Siluriformes, Trichomycteridae. The transcript is spliced from 6 exons. The record is from RefSeq and is a predicted model, not a curated record. Bases 15 to 3626 code for a protein of 1203 amino acids.
ACUGCGGAAGCAACAUGAGGUCCAAAGGUAACGAAGUAGAAAGCCCACCCAAUGGUGUUCUCGUCCCUCAUGCUAUCCAUGAGAUUAGUAAAGAGGAGGAGGGUGAUGUAAAACUGCAGGUCAAUAAGAAGAUCAUCAAGGACAAAGUUCAUCUAAAGGAUGAAGAGAAUCUGAUGACAGAAACUGAGAAUACAUCCACAGGAAGCAUCAGGUUGAAAGAUCUGUCCAAAGAUGAUCUUUUGAAGUUACUGGGAAUCAUGGAGGGGGAGGUCCAGGCGCGUGAGAAUGUGAUCCAGGUGCUUAAAUCCGGCCUCAGUCGCCCAGAGUUGCUUGAGUCUCGGUACGGUUCAGCUCUUCCUACCAAACCUCUGAAGGCCUUGCAGAGAGAUGCACUGCUUAUCAAGCACAACACACACCAAGAUGAUGUGUAUGAAAAGCCAAUGGCAGAGUUGGACAGGCUUCAGGAUAAGCACAAGGAAACAUAUCGGCGAAUGCUGGAGCAGCUGCUACUGGCUGAGAAAUGCCAUCGCCGCGUGGUUCAUGAGCUGGACGUGGAGAAACGUAAACAUGUUGACUACAUGAACAAGAGUGAUGACUUCACCAACUUGCUGGAACAAGAAAGAGAAAGAUUAAAGCUGUUGUUAAAACAAGAAAAAUCCUACCAAACCCGAAAGGACAAUGAACACUUCAAGAGGCUAGAGAAAGUUCGUGGAGAGCUGGUCAAGCUAAAAUCAUUUGCACUGAUGCUGGUUGAUGAACAACAACUUCACCUGGACCAGAUUGACCAGCAGAGCCAGAAGAUUCAAGAACUUCUUCAGAGACUUGAGGAGAAAGACCAGACACUGAGUGAAGUUGAUGGCAAGGCAAAAGAAGACAAACAGAAGCUUUUGCAUCUUGAAGGUGAUCUAAAAGUCCGGUCUUUAAAGUUUGCCCAGCAGUAUGAUGAAAUGGCAGCUAAACUGGCCAGCCAAGAGUCUCAGAAUAGACAGAUGUGCCAGACAGAAAUAGCUCUGUUACAAAAAACUAAGGAACUUGAAGAGACCAAUGCAGUUCUGCAAAAAUCAGCAGAGGAGCUGCAGGAACUUCGGGACAAAAUCAGCAAGGGUCAGUGUGGUAACUCAAACUUAAUGGCGGAGCUGGAGAACUUACAUAAAAAAGUCUUGGAGAUGGAGGGCAAGGAUGAGGAGAUAAGCAAAACUGAGAAGCAAUGCAAUGAGCUGAAAAAUAAUCUUCAGACUGAGGAGAAACAUAACAAGGACUUGAAGUUGGAAGUGGAACAGCUGCAAAAGCGGAUCACAGAGCUAGAGAAGCUUGAGGAAGCCUUUAAUAUAGGGAGGACUGAGUGUUCCCAGCUGCAAUGUGCCCUGGACAAAGAGAAAAACCUAACAAAGGAGAUAGCAGAUGAGCUAGUGGCGGUUAAGAUUCGCAUGAAAGAGGUGGAAACAUCUGAGCUGAAACUGGGGAAAGCGGAAUUGGUCCUAAAAGAAGAGGUCAUGAAGCUCAAGUCUGUCACUGCAAUAAUGGUUAAUGAGCGCAAAAACCUGGCAGAAAGAAUAAGGUCAGAGGAGAAGAAAAGAGAAGAAGUCGAGAAACUGUUUAAAGCAGAACAAGAGAAGGUGAUGGAGGUUACUGAGAGGUUGAUAGAGGAGAGUAAACGACUCUUAAAAUUUAAAUCUGAGAUGGAGGCAAAAGUAAGUACUUUGGUAAAAGAGAAAGAGGAGCUGAAGGUUAAGCUUACCACAGAGGAAGAGAAAUGUAAAGAUUUGAAUUCUAAGAUUAGUUUGAUCAAACAAACGAAUGAUGCUGUGAAGGAUGAAGGAAAGGAAUCUCCCAACAAAGUGUUAAACUUAGAAGUGACCAGGCUUUCCAACUGCAGUAUCAAAGAUCAAAAUAAAAUAUCAGAACUGACCAUGGAAAUCGAACGAUUAAGGAAUCGUCUCAAGCAGCUUGAAGUGGUCGAGGGAGAUCUGCUUAAGACAGAGGAUGAAUACGAUAUGUUGGAGAAAAGGUUUAAGAAUGAACAAGAGAAGGCUAAAUCCCUCUCACAGCAGGUAGAGGAAAUGAGGAGUGAAAUUGCUCUAAACAUGGUCAAAGAAAAAGAGGCAUUUAGUAAAGAAGCUGAGCUAUGGCGGAGGUGCAGGUUAGAAGAAACCAAGAACAAAGACUUGCAGGCAGAUGUUCAAGCUCUAAAAGAGAAGAUCCAUGAGCUCAUGAACAAGGAGGACCAGCUCUCGCAGCUGCAGGUGAACUACUCUGUACUACAACAAAAGUUCCAUGAAGAGGAGGACCAGAAAAAGAACAUGAGUAAUGAAGUUAUUAAUCUUACCAAAGAACUUGAGAUCACCAAGCGCUACAGCCGGGCACUAAGGCCAAGUAACAAUGGAAGAAGAAUUAUGGAUGUUCCAAUGAUGUCUACAGGAGUGCAGACAGAUACCGGUGCAACUGAGACCAGUGAUGAUGACACUCCUGCUGUAUUCAUUAAGAAGUCAGUCCAAGAAGAGAACCAAAUUAUGAGCACCCUUCGACAGAGAAGCCUCAAGAAGCCUUCUGCAAGACCAACAGUCAGGGAACUUUAUCCUCCCCCACCUAGUGACCUUGCACUAAAGAAAUCCUGUAUUCCUUGGAUAAAGAAGAAAGACAGCCAUACCCAGAGUUCUUUAGAAAAAUCUGUGUCUAUAAAUGGGGAUACUACACAUUCGGAAAUUAAAAUAACCCCAAAGCAGGGCCAACCGUUUCACAUUCGAGUGACUCCUGACCACCAGAACAGCAAGACAACCCUACAGAUCAGCAGCACUUCCUUAGAGAUUUUUAACAGUACCAUACCAACACCCUCCCAAGGGCUACAAAAGCCACAAAUUACAAUCAUUCCAACCACUGUAGUUUCUCCAAAAGAGAAAAGCAAAGAUCCAAAAGGUCCAGAAAGAGCAAAGUCUCCAAUAACCAUCACAGCUAUCUCAAGAGCUAGGUCUCCAGAAAGCAUUAAGUCCCCAUCUAUCGAGAGACCAACGUCACCUGUAACCCUGUCAGUCAACACCUCUUUCAUGGCAGACAUGUCCGGCUCCCCAGAAUCACAGGAAAUGAUCACAGGCCGGGCUGUAUUCAAACUGACUCCUGAAAAACGAAUGGUCCCAACACCGAUUAAAAAGUGUAACUCGAACGCUAAUCUCAUUACCACAGAGGACAACAAGAUUCACAUUCAUUUAGGUCAACAAUUCAAAAAGAGCUGUGAAAACAGCAGCUCUGUUGUUAUGGUCAAGCCUGCUGCUGCAGCAACUGAAAGCAAGGAACUUUCAACAGGAACUGUAUUACGCUCCCCGCACCAUGGUACCAUCAAUAAAGCAGUAUCAAGCAAAGUAACAAGCAGCCUUACUAUCACACAGGUUGCCACAGCACCACCAAGACCAACACUUUAUGUGCAACCUGUUCUGGAUCCCCAAACACCUCGAUCUGGACUCACUCGCAUUCCUAUGUCUCGAGGCAUGAAAACUGGGAAGGCUGUACUGGGGUCACUUGGAACUGCCAAUGGUGUGAGGUUGGAAUCAAAACCAGAAAGCCAGUCUAUGCGGAUUGAACUGAAGAAACCAUCUGUCAGCAGUGCAACCCUGCACAAUGGCGGAAAAAACUGAAAGAACGCAGAAAGAUCUGAGCCAAGAUAAUAGAUCCACAAGAAACAGUUUGGGGUUUUUAUAUAGAUUUGCUUUGAUGUAAUGUGUCGUAAUGGCGUAAUGGUAAAAGCCAUGCUGCUGGUAAGAGCAGUGCCUGAG